AUGAACAAGACCGAAGAAGAAGUGGUGGACAUUAUUGAGGACGUGGUGACUUACUAUAGAGAUUGGCAAGAUGGGGAGAGAGACUCUUCAAGCAAGCAAUCUUCAUUGUUCUCGGUGGACCAUCUAAAUGCGAUCAGCAACCUUUCCUCCCAAAUGACAAACUUGGGAAAGGAGAUGACCGCAAUCAAAGCCAAGUUGGAGAGCACUUCUUCUUCUUCCCAAGCUUCGAAUAUUUCCUCCCAAUUUAAGGGGAGAGGUACUCCUUCUAACUCUCAACCCCCUCCCUCUUCACAUAAUAUGCCUAUGGGUUGUUUGUUUUGUGAUGCAUGUGGAUCGUAUGAUCAUGACUCUAGUAAUUGUCCUAAUGAAUGUGUUGAUGAGUUUGAUAACAAUGAGAGUGAGCAUGUGAAUUAUGUGUCAAAUAAUAAUGCUCAAAGGUUUGAUAAUAAAAGAGGUCAAUGGAAUAGGAAUUACCAAAACCAAGGCAAUUUUGACAACUAUAAUCAAGGUGGUGGUUAUAGAAACCAAGGGAACCAAGGUUCUCGUGGUAGCUAUAAUAACCAAGGUUAUAGUGGCCAAAAUCAAAGCCAAAAUUAUGGGGUACUUGGAACAACCAAGGGAAGGGCAAUUUUCAAAAUAAUGCUCAAAGAGGUCCCCCACCCGGAUUUGUUCCAAGGACUCAAGGAGAAAAUUCCUAUUCAACCUUCUUCACCUAGGACCAAUUUGGAAGAAAUAAUUGAGAAUCAAACCAAGUUGUUGAACACAUACAUGGCCGUUAGUGAUAAGAAGUUCAAUGAAAUGAUGACCCACAAUAAAAUGCUUGAAAACCAAAUUUCUCAACUUGCUAAUGCUUUGAAAGAUCAUGCAAGCCUUUCUUCUUUACCUUCCCAAGGUCUUGAUCCCAAGAAACACGUGAAUGCUAUUGUUACAAGGAGUGGUAAGGUUCUUGAGGAGAGAUUACCUAGGAAGGGUGAGGAUAAGGAGAUUCCUAAGGAAGCCUUGGUUGAGAAUGAGGGGGAUAGGGCAUCAUUGGAUGAGGUUGUGGUUGAGACACCUAGAGAGGACAUUUUGAGUGGGAAAAGGACUUGUGAGGUUGUGGAGACUAUCAACUUGACCGAAAGUUGUAGUGCUAUCAUCAUGAACAGAAUGUCACCCAAAUUGAAAGACCCCGGAAACUUCUCCAUUCCUUGUGCCAUUAACAAGAUUCAAAUUGAUAAUGCCUUAUGUGAUUUGGGAGCUAGUGUGAGCAUAAUGCCAUAUUCGGUUUAUCAAAGGCUUGAACUAGGGGAACUCUUACCUUCUAACAUUACCUUGCAAUUAGCCGAUAGGUCAAUCAAGUUUCCAAAAGGUAAGGUAGAAGAUGUUCCAUUGAGGGUUGGGAAGUUUCUAUUCCCGGUGGAUUUUAUUGUGCUUGAAAUGGAUGAAGAUGCUACCAUUCCAAUCAUUUUAGGUAGACCCUUUCUUGCUACCUCGGGUGCUAUGAUUGAUGUGAGGAGUGCAAAGAUUUCCCUUAAGGUAGGAGAUGAGCACUUGCUCACCUCUAACGAUGCUCUUGAGAAUGUUUUGUUGAACAAGGACAAAGUAGGUACACCAUGCAAGGAAGUGGCAUUCUAUGAACAAUUGCGUAAUGGAAGCAUGAAGGAAGUGGAUGAGCAAAUGUGCUUGAAAAUCUCAAGCCAAGAAGCUUUGCAAGAGGCCACAUCAAAGGAAGGUAAUGGCGUGCCUAUGGUAGAGCUCAAACCUCUACCAUCACACCUUAGGUAUGAGUUCUUGGGCCCUCAUUCCACUUACCCCGUGAUAGUUAGUGCAUCCUUGAGCGUGAGCCAAGCUCAAGCGUUAUGUGGUGUUUUGAGAAAGCACCAAGGUGCUUUGGGGUACACAAUUGAUGAUCUUAAAGGUAUAAGCCCCGCCUUGUGCCAACACCACAUAACACUUGAGGAAGGCGCCCUUCCUUCUAUCGAACGACAAAGAAAACUACAUCCCCAAAUGGGAGAGGUAGUUAAGAAGGAGAUCACCAAGCUAUUGGAUGCGGGAAUCAUAUUCCCCAUCUCUAGCUCAAGAGGCAUUGAGGUGGAUAAGGCAAAAAUAGAAGUGAUUGAGAAACUUCCACCUCCGGUGAAUGUCAAGGGUGUGAGAUCGUUCCUUGGUCAUGCGGGUUUCUAUAGAAGAUUCAUCAAGGAUUUUUCACUUAUUGCUAAGCCCCUAAAUGACAUUCUUCAAAAGGAUGAUGAGUUCAUUUUUGAUGACAAAUGCUUAAAGGCAUUUGAUAGAUUGAACAAGGCCCUAAUCUCCACUCCUAUUGUUCAAGCCCCAAGGUGGGGUCUUCCUUUUGAAUUGAUGUGUUAUGCAAGUGAUUGGGCUAUUGGAGGUGUUUUAGGACAACGUGUAGACAAGAAGCUUCAUGUGAUUUACUAUAUGUCCAAGACACUCAAUAGGGCUCAAAAGAACUACACAACAACGGAAAAGGAAUUUUUAGCAAUUGUGCACUCUUUUGAGAAAUUCUGUUGUUACUUGUUGGGUUCCAAGACCAUAGUCUUCACGGAUCACGCGGCCCUCAAGUAUCUAUUUUCUAAGAAAGAGUCCAAGCCUAGGUUGAUUCGAUGGGUGCUUGAAUUACAAAAUUUUGAGAUUGAUAUUAGGGACAAGAAGGGUGCGAAGAAUGUUGUGGCGGACCAUCUUUCUCGCCUUGAGGGUGAUCAAAUUCAUGAUGAUGGUUCACCUAUUGAGGAUAAAAUGCUUGAUGACUUCUUAUAUUCCAUAGAGGUGAAGGAACUCCCAUGGUAUGCCGACUUGGUGAAUUUUCUAGCAUUUGGGGAGUUUCCACCCUCUUUCUCAAAGAACCAAAGGAAGAAAAUCAAAAGGGAAGCAAGACAUUACUUGUGGGAUGAUCCCAUCCUAUACAAACGAGGGGUUGAUGGCUUAAUUAGGCGUUGUGUUCCAAUUGAAGAGGUGCCUAGUGUUUUAAGGAUGUGCCACUCGGACCCUAGUGGUGGGCAUAUGGGUGUUUCCAAGACCGCUACCAAGGUUCUUCAAUGUGGUUUGUGGUGGCCGCAUCUCUUCAAGGACUCAUGGGGCUUUGUGAAGUCAUGCGACCGAUGUCAAAGGGUUGGGAAUAUCUCCAAGAGGAAUGAGAUGCCUCAACAACCCAUUCUUGAGUUUGGCGUGCCUAAGGCUGUGAUAAGCGAUAACGGAUCUCAUUUUGUUCACAACGCCUUCCAAAAGAUGUUAAGGAAACAUGGAGUGCAUCAACGGUUCGACCUUCCAUAUCAUCCUCAAUCGAGUGGCCAAGUCGAGGUCUCCAAUCGUCAAAUAAAGCUCAUUCUUGAGAAGACGGUUGCAAGGAAUAGAAAGGAUUGGUCGAACAAGUUAGAUGAUGCUCUUUGGGCUUAUAGGACGACUUUUAAGACACCUAUUGGUACCACUCCAUAUCGCCUUGUCUAUGGAAAAUCAUGCCAUCUCCCGGUAGAGCUUGAACAUCGUGCCUUAUGGGCCAUCAAGAAGAUAAAUUUUGACUUAGCUAGUGCGGGGGAGAAGAGGUGGUUGGAUCUUCAUGAGCUAGAGGAACUUCGACUUGAUGCUUACGAUUGUGCUAGCACCUACAAGGCUCGCUCCAAGGAGAUUCAUGACAAGUACCUUGUAGUUUGUGGUGGUUUUGUUGGAUUUGUAAGGAGGUUUGUGAGUAAUUUUUGGUGGAAGUUGUUUUGUUUGAGGGAGUUUGUUGUGUUCUUGUGA
Molecule: messenger RNA, 3732 nt
Organism: Chenopodium quinoa (quinoa)
Lineage: Eukaryota; Viridiplantae; Streptophyta; Magnoliopsida; Caryophyllales; Amaranthaceae
Exons: 7
Coding region: 1-3732 (1243 amino acids)
Biological process (GO): DNA integration
Molecular function (GO): nucleic acid binding
Source: RefSeq, a predicted model, not a curated record